GGGGUGGAUUAGUGCUGUGGUGGACAGGUCGAGAAGGGACUCAUCAUUACACUCGGAUCUACAUUCUACUCCAGCAACAGUCUCUGGACGGGUUCCCGCAGGCUACAGUGCGACCACCUGCGCUUGAAAACCCGGCAAAGGCGGUGGCUGCUGCCCAGAGAGGAGACGCACCGAGACAAGUUGAAGAAAAGCUGCGACACAGACAGACAGCAGCAGGCAUGUCAGCCGCCGGGGAAGUGCCAGGCUUCUUUCAGAGCAUGGGCUCGGACAGCCCGUCCAGGCCCAGGCAGAAAUUCUGUGGCAUGUUCUGCCCGGUGGAAGGCUCCUCGGACAGCAAGACGCUGGACUUUGACGCGCUGUCGGUGUGCAGGGGCAAGAGCGGCGGCCGCGUCAUCGACCGGCAGACCGACAUCUCCCAGCCCAAGAAGCUGGAGAUCCGGCACAGCACGGGGAAGGAAGCCCUGCAGAACCUGGAUGACAAACGGAGCGACCGCCUCCUAAUCAAAGGGGCCAAGAUUGUGAAUGAUGACCAGUCCUUCUGCGCUGACAUUUACAUGGAGGAUGGAGUCAUUAAACAAAUUGGAGAGAACCUCAUCGUUCCCGGAGGGGUGAAAACCAUCGAUGCCCACGGUCGCAUGUUGAUGCCCGGCGGCAUCGACGUGCAUACUCGUUUCCAGAUGCCUGAUCGCGGCAUGACAGCUGCCGAUGACUUCUACCAGGGAACCAAGGCAGCGCUGGCCGGGGGCACCACCAUGAUCAUUGACCAUGUUAUACCUGAGCCCGGCAUCAGCCUCAUCUCGGCCUUCGAGCAGUGGCGUGAAUGGGCCGACGGCAAGUCCUGCUGCGACUACUCGCUCCACGUUGACAUCAUCGAGUGGCACAAGGGAAUCCAGGAAGAAAUGGAAGCGCUCGUGAAGGAUCACGGUGUCAACUCCUUCCUCAUCUACUUGGCUUAUAAGGAUAUUUUCCAGCUUACUGAUGCUCAGGUGUACGAGGUGUUCGGGGUGAUCCGAGACAUGGGAGCCAUCGCCCAGGUUCACGCUGAGAACGGGGACAUCAUCGCUGAGGAGCAGCGCCGGAUGCUGGAGCAGGGGAUCACGGGACCUGAAGGACACGUGUUGAGCCGUCCUGAGGAGGUGGAGGCGGAAGCUGUAAAUCGUGCCGUGACUGUGGCCAAUCAGACAAACUGCCCCUUGUAUGUCACCAAGGUGAUGAGCAAAAGCGCUGCUGAUGUCAUCGCUCAGGCCAGGAAGAAGGGCACCGUGGUCUUUGGAGAGCCCAUCGCUGCUAGCUUGGGAACAGACGGUUCACACUACUGGAGUAAAAACUGGGCCAAAGCGGCGGCUUUUGUCACCUCCCCUCCCCUGAGCCCUGAUCCGACCACACCAGACUAUCUCAACUCCCUGCUGUCCUGUGGUGACCUGCAGGUGACAGGAAGUGCACACUGUCCCUUCAACACGGCCCAGCGGGCCGUCGGGAAAGACGACUUCAGCUUGAUCCCCGAGGGCGUCAAUGGAACCGAGGAGAGGAUGUCUAUCAUCUGGGACAAGUGUGUCGUGACGGGUAAGAUGGACGAAAACCAGUUUGUAGCUGUGACCAGCACCAACGCUGCCAAGAUCUUCAACCUGUACCCCCGGAAGGGACGCAUCGCCGUGGGUUCGGAUGCUGAUCUGGUGCUCUGGGAUCCAGACGUCACAAAGAUCAUCUCUGCCAAGAGCCACAACUCGAAUGUGGAGUACAACAUCUUUGAAGGCACAGAGGUGCGCGGCGGGCCUCUCGUGGUCAUCAGCCAAGGGAAGAUGGUCUUAGAAGAAGGGACUCUGCACAUCACCGAGGGUUCGGGUCGUUACGUGGCCCGCAAGCCUUUCCCUGACUACGUCUACAAGAGGAUAAAAGCUCGGAGCAGGCUGGCUGAGCUGAGGGGCGUACCCAGGGGACUGUAUGACGGCCCAGUCUGCGAGGUGUCAGUCACGCCUAAAACCAUGACUCCUGCGUCCUCUGCCAAGACCUCGCCCGCCAAGCAGCCCAACCAGCCCGUCCGUAAUCUGCACCAAUCUGGCUUCAGCCUAUCUGGUGCUCAAGUCGAUGACAACAUUCCUCGCAGGAACACCCAGCGCAUUGUGGCGCCCCCGGGCGGCAGGGCCAACAUCACCACCCUGGGUUAAAGUGCUGCAUCCUGCUGCAGAGGAGGAAAUGCAGGUUUGUGGAAGGAUGGCCUUCAGUAGCUGCGGAGGACCUGAGGCGACGUCAUCACCCGAAGCCUUCACAGCACCUGGGCGAGCCAUCUUUCAGCCCUGAUCUAACAAUUCCUCCUUUUAUUUGGUUGUUUUUUUCACCCAACUACCCUCUUCACCAAAACCUGAUUCUAGUGGACACAGUUAGAAAGAAAGAAAGAAAGAAAGAAAUAGACAAAAAAGAGAAAGUUCUGCCUCAUGUGAUGGGAAAAAACAUUUUGAGUUUUGUGUUGGUGUUGUUUUACAUUAAGGGGUCAGGUGAGACUAAACUGAACACAGUUGAGAAAUGAGGAUAAAAGUUCAUGCCGGAUGUAUAUCCUUUCAUUCUUUUCAUUUUGGGAGAAGUUGAAAUGAAGUAUGGGUACAAAACAAGUGUUAUGUUGUUUGAAAUUGAAACCUUGCAAUUUUGCAGCCGCGUCAAAUCUACAAGCUCUUGACUCACUGAAUACCUGUGACUUUAGUUAUGUUUUAUCGUAAUUGUUAUCCUUUUUGAAAUUUGAUGAUUUGCUAUGAGGGCUGCCUUAAGAUUUGAGACUAUUAAACACAGCUUAUUUUUUACUUAAUUGCAGUCGCUUCACGUUUUCCCGCCUGCAGUUUUGCAAACGGUACACGAAUCGCAAUCCGGAUGGAGAGUUUUGCAGAGCAGAGAUCUUCAGCAUGUAGUAAAUAGAGCUUUACGUGUUAUCUCUAAGUUUUAGGUCUAAGUAGCAGAAUAAAUGGGAAGGAUUUAUGCAGGUUAACGAAAGUUUUACUCACUCAUGUCAAAGCCUUUCCUCGUCUCACUGUCUCUCAAAUCCGUCCUUUAUCGAGAGCUUUUGCGGGGAAAGUGCCGUUCACUACACAGCUGCUCAUUUUCCACUUUUUUAUUUGUUUUUUCUUGUCUCGAUCGACAGCUGGAGAGUUAUUUUACUAGCCGUUCAUCACCAAGCAGUGCAUUUACAUACUGAAUGUUUCACCUCUUCCACAUGUGACUGUUUUACACUCAUGACACUCCCUCCUUUACUUUCUACUCUUUAUGUGCCUGAACCAACAGGAGCUGUACUGAUACUUUGAUUUGAUGCUUCUUGUUUUGUUAUUCCUUUGGGGUAAACGAAGGAUGUAAGAUAAAAAAAAAAAAAGAUGUAAAAUAGCCAGGAUUAACCGAUUCAAAGGUGCCAGAUUUUGCGCUUUCGUAGGGCCUACUCUAGAGAUAGAGCCCCUGUAAAGACGAAAAAUUGCUCAAUAUCUUGAAAUGUUCUAAUGUUUGAGUUUUUACCUUGUUGUCAAACUGCUUUUUAGUGUCAUUCUGUAACUAGGUGCCUGAGGGCUGAGCACUAUUGAUUUAUGCUUGAAAGUAGACGAGCUGUUGUACUUGUGACUCGUGUGCAGUGUUGACGUGGGAAGGAUGGGACACUUAACUGUGGUGGAUGUCAAAUCGCUCAAGGGGCUCAUCAGGACCAUCUUUUAUCUCUUAACAGCCUUGUUUUCACGAAACCACCGUCAAGGCUCCAUCACGGGCAAAAGGAGGAGUUAUUCCUUUAAUUAAGACCAGUUUAAGCUUCUGACAUUCUGAGACCAAAGUUUGUUCUUGCCUCUUAACGUCAAAUUGAGUCGUUCUUUCUGCAUUUAGCCCACAAAUCAUUCUCUAACUUUUACACAUUAAUAAUGUAGAUGUACAAACGGGCACCACCACCACUCUGUGUUUGUGCUUUCAGACUCAGUUGCUCCGGGCAACCGACGCUAAUGCCCCCACUCCCAACCCCAACCCCUAGAGAUAACUGGAUGCCUGUUGAAGGCAAAGUGUCAGUGUUACAAAUGCAGCAUGCAUUUAAAGAAUCCAAGGCGGGCGGGAUGUAGCAAAGUUAUGUCUCCAAAGCAUUUGAAAGAUGGGAAAUCACCUCAACCUCCGGGUCAAAUCCCACACCACACAAGGUUUUGUUUGGUUUCUAUAACUGUUUGAACGAGUGCUGCUUCCCUUCUUUUUUUUUUUUUUUUUUUUUUUUUUUUUUAAGCAUCAGCUAUGGCUGACGCUGUUAGUUUGGUGGCAGCGCUGAUGAGGGUGAAGUCCACCAACACAGCUUUGCAGCUGCUGCUCUGUCCACUUUCCCCCUUCCUUUAUUUCAACUCCCUCCCUUGGAUCUUUUCGUUGUUUCAAGCUGUUGCCGUGGCGACAGACCCUCUCCACUCUCCUUCCCUUGGUUUUGUUUGUCGUGGCAACACUGGGUAGAUUGGACGUUGUCCCUAGCAACCUGAGCAGACACAUGCAUAUUUUUUUUAAAUGAUCCUGUCACGGUGCAACAACAUCCCUACAAAGUCCUGCGCCGACGUUUGAGGAAUCCAGACUCCGCUGCACCUUGAAAAGAAUCCGUUAUAGCGCUGAAAGCACUCCGGAGAAACACACACACAGUUAGCCACAUCAGUCGUUGCUGUGACGCAGCACGCGUGUGUGAAGAAUUGCAAUCGAUGCCAUCCUCACCGUGUCCCAUGCCUCCUCAGUCGACACACACGCACACACUUAUAUCCCUUUGAUGCUCUGUCAGCUUGGAUGCUUUUUUCUAUACCAUGUUAUGCUAAUGAUAUGUGAGUGACAUGUACGUAUACGACGUGCUGCAGACUGAGAGGGACUUCCUUCUAUUCUCAAGUUGUUGAUGCUGUUGAACACCUUCUUUGCCCCCCUGAGCCCUGUCAGUAGCGACUCUGUAAGCCUUUCUCCCGUUUGUGAAAGUGAACCUGUGUGACGGUGUUUGUCUUGGUGGCUGCGGGGCUUCUGGGAUGCUUGCUUGUUAUGGAAAAAGUGUCAAAUCCCAUGGAUGCUGAUGUAAGAAAAAUAAACGGAACAACAAGGACUUCAAAUAAUUAAAAAAAGAGGAAAAAAAAGGAAAUGAAAUGUGUUCUUCU
Cololabis saira (Pacific saury) is the source of this 5111-nucleotide messenger RNA. It is a transcript of the gene dpysl2b, whose product is annotated as dihydropyrimidinase like 2b. The record is from RefSeq and is a predicted model, not a curated record. Bases 219 to 2165 code for a protein of 648 amino acids. NCBI's taxonomy places the organism in Eukaryota, Metazoa, Chordata, Actinopteri, Beloniformes, Belonidae. The transcript has 15 exons. Gene Ontology annotation, cellular component: cytoplasm; cytosol. Gene Ontology annotation, molecular function: hydrolase activity, acting on carbon-nitrogen (but not peptide) bonds, in cyclic amides.